This is a messenger RNA of Penicillium canescens, 1509 nucleotides long. RefSeq names its product Zn(II)2Cys6 transcription factor. Gene Ontology annotation, molecular function: zinc ion binding; DNA-binding transcription factor activity, RNA polymerase II-specific; transcription cis-regulatory region binding. The record is from RefSeq and is a predicted model, not a curated record. Gene Ontology annotation, cellular component: nucleus. The coding region runs from base 1 to 1509 and encodes 502 amino acids. Lineage: Eukaryota; Fungi; Ascomycota; Eurotiomycetes; Eurotiales; Aspergillaceae. The transcript has 3 exons. Gene Ontology annotation, biological process: positive regulation of transcription by RNA polymerase II.
AUGGAGAACCCUUCUACACAAUUACGCUCGCGGGCGGGCUGUGAGCGCUGCAAACGUCGAAGGCAAAAGUGCGAUGAGGCACGACCAGAUUGCGGCCGAUGCCGUAGCGCCGGAGAGAGCUGUGUUUACCGCCUCAAUCUCAAAUGGGGAGGACGAGCCUUCGGUCUAUCUCGCUUUGGCAUUUGUCCAGUGCAAAUGAUCAACGGAGCUUUCGUGUAUUCAGCGGAGGUGAUGGCGACACCUGCGAGCGUGGCCUCGCAGACUUCGGAACAGCCACGUUCUCACCUUUCCUUAACUCGGUCCCUCUCUGGACUUCCACCUGACCUCAAUGCCGAAUUACAGCAGCUUUGGCAUUACUUUGUCUCUACGGCAUCCGGGACGAUGUCCUGUCACAAGCAGAUGCAGAACGAGACAUGCCGUGUUCUUCUUCCUAUGGCGUUUGAAGACCCUGCGCUCCGUCAUGCAAUCUUUGCUUUCUCAUCUGCUCACAAAGCAAGUCAGACAGAUUCUGAGAGCUCGCGCGGUAGCUUAAAAUGGCACGCGGCGAGUCUGAGAAAUAAAAGUAUAGGUCAGCUUCGUCAAGAGAUUGUUUCAGGGUAUAGCCGGCUGGAAUCCAUCUUUGCAACCUGUUUGAUCCUGUGCUUGGGUACUUUAUGCCAUGAAAACGAGGAAUACAAUUCCUGGAGGACACAUCUUCAGGGGGCAAGAGCUAUCAUGUCUGCUAUUUAUGCUGCGCAGUCUGACUCGACCCAUUUAAAUACAUCAAUUUCUUUUCUACGAAGACGUUACUCAUUACUUGAGAUGGUUGCAAGCUUGACUCCGGACGGGUUUCCAGCAGGGGACUUAAGUUAUGAGUCUUCCGAAACUUCAUCACAGCCGAGCCGGAUCUUCUUUGAUGAUUAUGCCGGUUGUUAUCCCGAAAUAUUUGAGAUAUUUCACCAGAUAAGCGCUGUUGCGUGGAAGCGACGACAGAGAGAGUACGAAUCUUAUAACUUUGUCCCACUUUCUGAUCCAGACUUCGAGCUUCAAGCAGCCAAUCUUGAGAGCCGGCUUUUGGAAAUGAUAGAACGAGAUAAGAGUACUCGGCCAUGCUUCUCCCCAGGCCUCCAGGAGACAUUGGACGAAAAGCAAGCCCUUGAAUUCGCUUAUUGCAACCUAUUGCUCGAAUAUACCGCAUUGAUCCACAUCCGCACACAGAUUAUGAGCCUUGAUUCCGAGGCUAUGGAAGUACAGCAGCCAGUGAAGAUGAUCAUCCAUCUUGUUCAACAGCUUGAGCCUCCAUCAGGCCUUUCGCCUGUCCUAGGAGUGAACACCGCUCUCUUUAUCGCCGGGCGCUAUGCCUUUGGGGCGGAUCGGACGAUUGUUCAAUCAUUGCUUAUACGCUUCCAUCGAAAAAUGUACAAUUACAACAUGAUCAAUGCAAUGGAUAUAUUGGACUUGAUAUGGCGGCAGGUUGAUUCGGGCCAGAAAAACAUUGGUCUGCAAGGACAUGACUUCAUGGCCUGGUAA